Linum tenue is the source of this 1285-nucleotide messenger RNA. The record is from the annotation of a GenBank genome assembly. Lineage: Eukaryota; Viridiplantae; Streptophyta; Magnoliopsida; Malpighiales; Linaceae.
CAAUUUUCAUCGCAAUAUAUAAACACAAUCAGAGCUUGAAGAAGAUCAGAACUCAUAGCAAAAGUCAUUAGCUUUCCUUUGCAAUCAAUCAGAUCCAAUUACCAUUCGAUCGCAACCUUCCAUGGCAGGAACAGGGGAAGAGGCACAAACCCAGCAGCUGCAACAAUCAACAGGGCAGGAGGUGGUAGACACCAAGAAAUGGGGAACCCACGUCAUGGGACCGCCGGCGGCGCCAGCAGUGCACCCGGACAAUCAAAAGGCGGCAUCUUGGAACGCCGGCGACCACCAGCAAAUCCCGGAGCAGCCUUAUCUCAUCUACACCCCUGUAGAAAAGCCCGCCAGCAGCAACCCUCUUGAGCCAGUGAUCCACAUGUUCAACACCUGGAGCGCAAAAGCAGAGACCAUCGCCAAAAACAUUUGGCACAAUCUGAAUACAGGGCCGUCGGUGACAGAGGCAGCGUGGGGGAAAAUGAACCUGACGGCCAAGGCCAUAACAGAGGGAGGAUUCGAGUCGAUGUUCAAGCGCAUAUUUGAAACCCAUCCCGAAGAGAAGCUGAAGAAGACAUUCGCAUGUUACCUUUCCACCACCACCGGUCCCGUCGCCGGCACUCUGUACCUCUCCACUGCUCGGGUCGCCUUCUGCAGCGAUCGGCCUCUCUGCUUCACAGCUCCAUCGGGGCAGGAAGCAUGGAGCUACUACAAGGUCCGGUUUUGCUUACUUUCAGGGCUAAUUAGUCCUAACCGCGGCGAUGAAAUCAAAAUUUCUGACGAGUGAUUAAUUUGAUGCACACAGGUUGUGAUUCCGGUGGAGAAGAUAAGCUCGGUGAACCCUGUGGUAUUGAGAGAGGAUCCGCCGGAGAAGUACAUCCAGGUUUCCACGAUGGACGGUCACGAAUUCUGGUUUAUGGGGUUCGUUAAUUUCGAGAAGGCCACAAAUCACUUGCUUGAGGGUGUCUCCAAUUUCAGGGCCGGAGUUGUCGUUGCUUAGAUUCAGCACCCCUGUUUCCGGGCAGAUAUUGGUUCCUUUAUAUGUAUGUAGUUAGAGCUAUGUGUAGAUAACUUGUUUGUUCAUUCCAUGGAUCUUUAUAUGGUCUACCAGUCUACCUGAUCGAAGUGCUGUUGUUUGUUGAUGGUAUAAGUUUUUUUUCCUCUUCUCUUCCCUGGAUGGUUGGCCCCAGGUUCAAACCAUUCUCAUUGGUUUUACAAUGAUGAUAAUGUUUGAUAGGAUAAUUCAUUAUAAUAUAUGUAUAUAUUAUACCGUAGAAUAGUUGCGCACAUAAUAAUA